Messenger RNA from Seminavis robusta, 1671 nucleotides. The record is from the annotation of a GenBank genome assembly. Lineage: Eukaryota; Bacillariophyta; Bacillariophyceae; Naviculales; Naviculaceae.
AUGACAGUUCUGGGUGUUGUGGAAAACCUGGUGGAGGCCAGCGCUGAGACGGACACAGAUGAGACUUUGAAGAAAACGACAAAUCAGGAAGAUGUUUCUUCGGCUGCCGAUGCUGUGAGCAGUACUCCCCAACAAGAAGAAGAAGCAGAAGAAACCGGUGAGGCUGAAUCUCCUCCGUCAGAAGAGCCAAAAGAAAAAGAAGAAAUUGUGGACAAGGAGAACGAACCAAAAUCAACCGUUGCUUCUACCAUUUCUUCCAGCGACGACGACGAGUAUGAGUACGAGGGUCGCUACGGGCGCCUUCGGGAAGAUGCCGAUCAAGCCUUGGUUUCGACUCCGUACGGUCGUGGCUUGGUGAUUCGCACUCGGAAGAAUCCUUCCUCUGGCAAGGUCGUAUCGAGGGACAUUGAAAUGAUGGAUUGGAAAAUGGCACAACCCAAGCGAGGCCCUCCCCAAAAGGCCAUGCUCUACACGGCAGAACCCUUUCCAUCAGUCGCUCCCAAUGUGGGUGACGACGUCAAGUGUCAAUUUGGACGAGGCAAAAUUGUGGAAUUGACCGACGAUCGCGUCAAGGUGGAAUUGUCCUCGUGGCGACUGGCCGGACGUUCCAAGGUUCACUGCUACCUGAGUCGCUCUGGAGUGCAAGUGUUACGACCCAAACUAGUGUACGAAAUGAAUGUGGGAGAACGAGUGGCUCAUGCCCAGCAAUUGAAGGAACAAGCACGCGUGGCCUUUGGACAAAAGGACUAUGAACGUGCACUCACCAAGUACGCCUUGGCGGUCGAUGCGGUCCGAUACGUCCAACAUGACAAGCAGUCCACCAACUAUUUGCGAGCCGAUUUGUUGGUCAUCAUGAUCACGUGCUGCAACAAUGCCGCCACGUGUUGUGCACAACAAAAACAAUGGGAUCAAGUCGCCAGGUACGCCAACAAUGCUCUCUUGCUCAUUCAGUCGCUGCAAGAUCGACAAAGCAAAAACGAGGAUCCAUCCAAAAUUAUGCAAGUAUUGACUCGGGAUGGAAUGGACGACGUCAAGAUAUUUGGAGAAUGGAAAUGCAAAUCCCUUCUUCUCUUGGCCAAGACAGAACAGGCACGAGAAAACUAUACCAAGGCUUUGGGGCAUUGCAAGACGGCCCAUGACAUUGUGACUAAAGACUUCGAAGAAUCAAAAAGCAAAGUCCUAUCCAUGCAAAAAAAGGAAAUCAGUCGCAUCCAUGCCGCCGCCAAAGAGGGCAAACAAAAAUUGCACAAGAAAGAGAAACAACGAGCCCAAGCCAUGUUUGGUGGUAGUAGUAAGAGUGAAAAGGAGGACGGAGGCGCUGUCAAAACAAACAGUGGCAGUCCUGCCAAGGCAGCAACAACAGCAACGACAACAAGCCCCAAGGAAAAGGAUGUCUCCAAGACACCUAGGACGAAACAACCGACAACCAACAAUAACAACGGGCCCAAAUUUAGGAGAACGGUCACAUUUGAAGAUGGUGGAAAACCAUCGGAUGAAUACGAAAACAAGAAAAAGAGCAACAACGAUGAUGACGAGGAAGAAGAAGACGUAGAACUGCCAUGGUAUCAAGAACAUCAAGAAUUGCUCAUUCUGGUGGGAGGAUUGGCAUUCUUUGGAGUCUUGUUGCAAGCCAUGCUAACACGAAGCGGUAAACGAACUCGAUCAUCCUGA